AUGCCAGAGGUCAAUGAUGAGUCACCUAGCAGCUCAUUACCAGCUUCAGCCCAACAUAGCAACAUAACCGGAACAUCUUGUCUUCCAUCAAUGCCCCUGAACCUGCCACAGCAAAACAGUCCCCAGAGUGUUGUUGCACAGGACUGUGCUCAGUCGGACUGUAAUAUUGGGACCAAGAAGUCGGAGUACAAGCAUGAACAACCAGCUAGAGACUGUGUGCCGGUGACUGAGGAUGCACUGGAUCCUAACUGUCAGGAGACUUUACCAGAGAAUGGAGAGCUUGAUGCGAGCCCUGAUGGAGCCCAUGGAGAUGAUGUUGCCAGCCCUGUUGGAUCACAGUCCCAAACUUCUCCAAUUGCUAUGGACACACCACAGUCUGAGAGGGUUCAUGAAGGCCACUGCUGUAUCUCUACAGUGGAGGAAAAGUUGAGACCACAACAUGCCAAUGAAAAGGAUGCUGAAGUUAUGCACAACAACCCACCGACGUCCAAGCACCCAAGAGUUGAGACUGAUCUCCCUCAUUCAAGACAAUCUGACCAGCUAAAAGUUGAAGAGAAGACAUUUGACAUUGACUAUGCGUUGUUUGCAAGCAACAAAAUAUAUCAAUUAUCAUUUGAGUUAACUGCAGAAAUAAGGGACAUACAUUCCAGGAACAUGCAGGGCAUCGCAAUUAUUCAAAGUACCAAUGACAGUAGGCCUACAUGCCAGAUAUCUCCAGUGUCUGAACUGAAAACCAAACUGUCCUCUGGGUGCCAAGAGCCUCCUUCUCCAUUCACAAUACCCAUCAUUCUAAAGGGCAAGCAAAACACCAGAGGUGAGUAAGGCAAUCAUAUAGGCUUUCAAAUAAUCGUUCAAAGUAUUUACUCUGAAAAAGGAACAUUGUUGUUUUGCGACUUCAUGAUUGCCUCCCUGAGAUCGGCAUACCUGAAAUUUGAUAAAAGGAAUCUGAUUGGCUUGAGUAUAACUUCGUUUGUCAUUCAGAUCCGUCAGUGAUGACCACAUCUGCAGACUCCCAGAAAGCUCACAGCAUCCCGACUUCCCACAAGAGAGUUCAUCAAGGGAAAUGGAACACCAUCAGAGAAACCUUUUGUGAAAUAUCAAGACAAAAAGUGAGUUCAUAUACAGUAUCUAGGGAGCAGAACUAGUGAGCAAAUCUCGCAACAAUGCAGAGCAAUGAAAUUAAAAAGUGUGCUUCAAGUAUUCUUCUUUUCCAAAAACGUUUCAGCAGGGUGAAAUAACAGCAUUUUUCUCAAUUAGAGGUUGAUGGAGAACAGCAGGAAAUGGUCCCAGUGUAUUCAUCGCGUAGAGGCCCCCCAACCAUGCUUGGGGAAUGUCUAGAAUGUUAAAUCAACUCUUCCGCAUAAGUUUAUAGGGAACUCUCAGACAUAUCUGUCAAAUGACAAGUGACAGAAAACAGUUCAAACUAUUGCAGAUCAUUGUUUCCUGUAAAUCUUUUUUAUUUUGUAUCCAGGCCUCUGGUUUGAGGGUCACAGAGUCUGAGUCUUAAUGUUGAGGGUCACAGAGAUGCUACUGUGGAGGGGUUGGGAUUUUCAACGUGUGUUCAACACAUAAAACUCACAUAGCUAGAUAGAGAAUGGAGUGGCUGUGGGAAUAGGCUACCUAAUGAUACUUUGCUACCUCUCCUCACUCACUCACACACACUCACUUACUCUCUCGUCACAAUCAUCGCAGUGUGUCAGUCUGCUGUUUAUUAGAGCCAGGUGCUGUGAAUUGAGAAACAAUGAGCAUGAGUUACAUGUAUGAGGGGAAAGCACCUAAAGAAUUUAAAGGGACAAUUUCAACAAAUUGAAUCCAUUAUUUAAGCCUAAAUGGCUCAUAACUAAUUGUUUUGUAGUGCUUUUUUAUUUAUUUUAUUAGUGGAAUAAUACAGUAUAGGGAUAAUAUACUCUACGUGUUGAAAGUAUUGUAGGCUAUUGUCCAUGAGUUUCAUGCUUGUGUCAUGUUUCUGUAGGAGAGCCGGGUUCAUAUCCCUGUCAGCUCUGCGUUGCCCAACAUCCCGACCCCUUCCACUAUGGACAGCAGCAGGUUGUGGCAGGACUACCCCAGGACCAACUCCUCUCCCUGUCACCCCAGCUUCUGCUUCUGGUGCUUUUCCACCCAGCUCACAGGACAACGAGGAGUCAGAGCAAUCUAACAUCAGAGCCCAAAUUGCCAAGAUCGAGCAGUUCCUGUGCUCCGAGAGGCUGAGACUCCCCAAGAGACUCAAAAUGGAUGAAAGUGAAACUACGCAGUUAUAA
Coregonus sp. 'balchen' is the source of this 2258-nucleotide messenger RNA. The record is from the annotation of a GenBank genome assembly. NCBI's taxonomy places the organism in Eukaryota, Metazoa, Chordata, Actinopteri, Salmoniformes, Salmonidae.